Molecule: messenger RNA, 9393 nt
Organism: Fundulus heteroclitus (mummichog)
Lineage: Eukaryota; Metazoa; Chordata; Actinopteri; Cyprinodontiformes; Fundulidae
Gene: map3k15
Product: mitogen-activated protein kinase kinase kinase 15
Exons: 30
Coding region: 597-4658 (1353 amino acids)
Biological process (GO): cellular response to stress; MAPK cascade; protein phosphorylation
Molecular function (GO): ATP binding; MAP kinase kinase kinase activity
Source: RefSeq, a predicted model, not a curated record
GUUAUUACCGCGUAAUCACGAGGAAAGCUUUUUAUGCGUUUUGGUCAUCAGGACCACCUUAGACUGAGACAAAAGCACUAGUCUUGUCUGGACUUGGUGUGCUUGGCUGUACAGGGAAGGGAGGCUGGUGGGGUGGCAGAAGAACGUGCUGGCCCAGGGCCAUAUUCAUGCUGGGAGCUCCACUGGCUGUGUGAUUAGUCCUAAGGACGCACAGUUAUAUAUUUAGACAGGCAGAGGAGUGAUAACAUUUCAUAGUUGGCCAGCAGCACCCUGUCAGCGACCUCCCACUCUGGAAACCUUAACCCAGACAGACAUGCACGCCAAAGAUUAACAAUUAAACUUCUGCAUGAAUUCACCAGACUCCCCCUUUAUCUCUGUCAUCUGGUCGGAUCCAGUCUGCUCGAAGCGGGCGUCCUGGUGCGAAAUAAUCGGUGUGAGUAAAUGAGGCGGAGAUGCCGGAGAACAACCCCAGACACGCUCCUCCGCAGCCAGGACAGGUGCUCCACUGGUGAGCCGAGGACAGGACAGGCAGGCUGAGAGAGAAAGGGCGGAGAGGGAAGGAGGUAAACAGCAGUUUCACUUCCCAGCGUUGCGCCAUGGAUCAGGGGCAGAGCGCGCAGGUAGCCGACAUGACGGGGGAGCACGCAGCCGGGGUGUGCGCGUCGGAGCGCGGCGAGGUGACCAGCCCCUGUCCGCCGGCCAAGCAGCGCUCCCUGCGGGUGGUUUACGUCCUGAACGACGGGCUGAAGUCGGUGAUGGCCAGCAGCCCGGAGUCCGGAGCGCUGCAGUGUCUGCAGAGAGCCUGCGACGCGGAGAGCGCCCUGCUCACCACCGUCACCUUCGGACGGCUGGACUUUGGCGAGACAGCGGUGCUGGACAGCUUCUAUGAUGCAGACAUCGCGGUCGUCGACAUGAGCGACGUCUUUCGGCAGCCCUCGCUUUUUUACCACCUGGGCGUGAGGGAGAGCUUCGACAUGGCCAACAAUGUCAUCCUGUACCACGACACCGACCCGGACACGGCUCAGUCGCUGAAGGACAUGGUUGCACAGAAAAACACAGCCAGUCGUCUCCCAGCCUUAGGCUUUCCCUGGAUUCAGCUGCCUCCAGAAUACAGAGGCUCUGGACUGAGAAACAAAGCUUCCAGCGGUAAUUACUAUUUCAUCCCCUACAUUGUGACCCCUAACCACGAGUAUAUGUGCUGCGAGAGCGAUGCACAGCGCAGGGCCAGUGAGUACAUGCAGCCCAGCUGGGACAACUUGUUGGGGCCGCUGUGCGUCCCCCUGACCGACCGCUUCACCAGCCUCCUGAAGGACAUCCAUGUAACGUCGAGUGCCUCUUUUAAGGACACGCUGCUGAAUGACAUAAGGAAAGCCCGGGAGAAGUACCAGGGAGAGGAGCUGGCCAAGGAGCUGGCCCGGAUCAAACUCAGGAUGGACAACACAGAGGUCCUGACGCAGGACAUCGUCAUGAACCUGCUGUUUUCCUACAGGGACAUACAGGAUUAUGACGCUAUGGUUAAGCUUGUGGAGACUCUAGAGACGCUGCCCACUUGCGAUCUGGCCACCCAGCCCAUGAUCCAGUUCCACUACGCCUUUGCUCUCAACAGGAGGAACAGUCCUGGAGACCGGGAGCAGGCUCUCAGAGUGAUGCUCCAGGUGCUACAGACGAGCGAACAUCCUGCCCCGGACAUGUUCUGCCUCUGUGGACGCAUCUAUAAGGACAUUUUCCUGGACUCAGACUGCAAAGACACCGUGAACAGAGAUAAAGCCAUACAAUGGUAUAGAAAAGGCUUUGAGCUGCAGCCUACUCUCUACUCUGGUAUUAACCUCGCCGUCCUCCUCAUAGUUGCUGGCCAGCAGUUUGAAAGCUCCAUUGAACUGAGGAAAAUAGGUGUGAGAUUGAACAGCCUGCUGGGCCGUAAAGGUUCCCUGGAGAAAAUGAACAACUACUGGGAUGUGGGCCAGUUCUUCACCGUUAGCAUGCUAGCUAGCGAUAUUCCUAAAGCUACUCAAGCUGCUGAGAAGCUGUUCAAACUGAAGCCACCGCUAUGGUAUUUACGGUCAGUGGUGCAGAACCUGCAGCUAAUCCAGAGGUUCAAAAAGCAGGUGGUGGAGCAUUCUCCCCAAAGAGAAAGGCUCGACUUCUGGAUGGACAUCAUUGUGGAGGCCACACAGGGCACGACCAAGAGACUACGGUUUCCUGUUUUGAUUUUGGAGCCAACUAAAAUUUACCAGCCCUCCUAUGUGUCAAUAAACAACGAAGCUGAAGAGAAGCAUGUUUCCAUCUGGCAUGUUUCUCCUGCUGAAAGCAAGGGAAUCCAUGAGUGGAACUUCACUGCAAUAUCAAUUAAAGGCAUUAGUAUUAGCAAGUUUGACGAGCGCUGCUGCUUCCUUUAUGUCCAUGACAACUCUGACGACUUCCAGAUCUAUUUCUCCACCGAGGAGCAGUGCGGUCGGUUCUGCUCCCUGGUGAAAGAGAUGAUAUCCGAUGGUACAGGGAACGCUGUGGAGCUGGAAGGAGAAGGAGAUGGAGAUACGCUGGAGUAUGAGUAUGACAUGGAUGAGAACGCAGAAAGGGUGGUGCUAGGCAGGGGCACUUAUGGAGUGGUGUAUGCCGGGAGAGACCUAAGCAACCAGGUCCGGAUCGCCAUCAAAGAGAUUCCUGAAAGAGACAGCAGGUACUCGCAGCCCCUUCAUGAAGAAAUCGCCCUUCACAAGUAUCUGAAGCACAGAAACAUUGUUCAGUAUUUGGGCUCAGUUUCUGAAAAUGGAUACAUCAAGAUCUUCAUGGAACAGGUGCCUGGAGGAAGCCUAUCUGCAUUGCUCCGGUCAAAAUGGGGUCCUUUGAAGGAGGCAACAAUCAUCUUCUACACCAGACAGAUCCUAGAGGGGCUUCGAUAUCUGCAUGAGAAUCAAAUCGUCCAUAGAGAUAUCAAGGGUGACAAUGUGUUGGUAAACACCUACAGUGGCGUCUUGAAGAUCUCUGACUUUGGAACCUCAAAACGGUUGGCUGGAGUGAAUCCUUGCACAGAAACGUUUACAGGAACUCUGCAGUACAUGGCUCCAGAAAUCAUUGAUAAGGGCCCUCGAGGCUACGGGGCCCCAGCCGACAUCUGGUCUCUGGGAUGCACCAUCAUAGAAAUGGCCACUGGAAAACCUCCAUUUCACGAGCUUGGAGAACCACAAGCAGCCAUGUUUAAGGUUGGAAUGUUUAAAAUCCACCCAGAGAUUCCUGAAUCCUUGUCCUUAGAAGCCAAGUCCUUCAUCCUGCGCUGCUUUGAGCCCGAUCCUAAUAAGAGAGCCAUCGCUGCAGACCUGCUCAGAGACGUUUUUCUCAGGCAAACCACAAAGGGGAAAAAAAGCAAGAUCGCAUUCAAACCAUCAGACUACAUCCACAACGUUUCCAUUCCAGUGCAGCAGCAGGGCGAAGCUGCCGGCAGCAGCAGCAGCGAACACGGCUCCGUGAGUCCGGACUGCGACUCCAAACAUGACAUUUUCUUCCAGAGGAAGAAAACCUCUGGCUCUGAGAACCUGAAAACAUCCAGCUCCAAUUACCUAAGCGUCCCAGACGAGAGCUCAGUUUCAGAGGACCGCAGUGUCCCGCCCUCGCCUGAGGACAGAGACAGCGGUCUCUUCCUCCUAAAGAAGGACAGCGAGAGACGAGCCAUUCUCUACAAGGUCCUCAAUGAGGACCAGGAGAAGGUCAUUUCCAACUUGAAGGAAAACCACAUUCAGGGCAGCGAAGAGCUCCUGCUGUCUCUGGAGCACAUCAAGCAGAUCAUCUGCAUCCUUCGGGACUUUAUUCAUUCUCCAGAAAGGCGGGUCAUGGCGGCCACCAUCUCCAAGCUCAAACUUGAUCUGGACUUUGACUCUAACUCAAUCAACCAGAUCCAGCUGGUACUCUUUGGUUUUCAGGACUCGGUGAACAAGGUCCUGCGAAAUCAUCACAUUAAACCUCACUGGAUGUUUGCCAUGGAUAACAUCAUACGUCGAGCUGUGCAGGCUGCCAUUACCAUCCUGAUUCCAGAGCUGCAGACCCACUUUGGCCCAGCCUCAGAGUGUGAGGGUGCAGAGAAAGAUGAUGAGGUGGAUGAAGAGGAACCAGAGUUCGGUCCUGCUUUGGCUCCUAACCCGGAUGACACAGGAACCCCCGCCGACCCUGUCCUCAGUGGGACCAGCACUGUGAAUUCCAGCCACGCCCAGGAACACCAGCGCUUACACACACCCCUGGGAGCACAGCUAGGCCGGCUCAAGCAGGAGACAAACAGGCUGCUGGAGGAGCUGCUGCAGAAGGAGAAGGAGUACCAGCACGUCCUGAAGGCCACCCUGCAGCAGAGGACUCACGACAUGGAGCUGAUCCGAGUCAGGCACAGGCCACCAGACAUUUCUCUUCCCUCCAUUCUUCACGUCCCAGCAGACUCUGAGCCGGACAAGCUGCUCACUGAUUGGCUGAAGGAGCAGGGAGCGGACCCAGACACUGUGGAAAAGUUUGUGAUGGAGGAGUACACGCUGACCGACAUUCUGAGUGACGUCAGCAAAGAUGACCUCCGCUCUCUUCGACUACGGGGUGGAGUCCUCUGCCGGAUCUGGCGAGCCAUUCAGCGGCACCGAGAGCGGGAGAGGCUGACGGGUGACGGACACUCCAAAGGGGACGUAUAACUACCACUUUGGCUCUAACUUCUGAGGAAAAAUGCGCACAUUGACACAUUACCAGCCCUGCGAGGCCGUCUCCUGUUUUCCUGCCUGUCUCCACUGUGCCUUUUCACGCUGUCACCCCUGGCUGACUGAUUCCAUGCAGAGUCCUUACUGAUCAGACCAAAGCACGUUAGUGCGGGCACUACUGUUUGUAUUUUCAUUUGUUAAGUGUUUCUUUGUGCCACAAUGUGUUUGUGCUUGAGAGCUUUGAAAGGUUCGCUCUUUAUUUUUCUUAUCAGCUUUGAAAAGCUACUGUUUGCUAGACCUGCAAACAUUAGCCCUCUGUGGCAUGAUUUUUUCUUAUUUUAGGAGGAAUAGAAUGCUUCACCAUUGUUUUUGGGAGCUUGGGCGUCCCUUAUAAUAUAUCAAUCAAAAAAUGUGUCCUCCCCAGCCCCCCACUAACAGAUUUUGGUUUGUUGCCUCAGGACAACAACAUGCUAUGAGGGUACUAAAACACCAAGGUUUUCUAUAUCAUCGUAUAAGUAGGAUGAGGAACAAACAAGCCAUAAAUACAUUCAAAGAAGUUUUAUUUCAACAACAACAACAAUUUCCUCAAGUUUUAUUUCUACAAACAUCAGCCACAAAUGGUUUAUCGAUCAGUGGGCUAGAGAUUAGAUGCAGUGUGUGUUUGCUUAUGAAUGUGUGUUCCUGUGGGGUACUGUUUGAAUCGGUUUCUCUUUUUCUACAAAGCACAGUCUGUAUUAUUCUGUAUGGAACCCCAACAAGCAGUUGCUGGUGGAUGUGAAACUGAGGUGAACAUCACAUUUUUGGCACUUGGCUUUAGGUGUACCUUUGCAUCCUGGUACCUUGGAUCUCCCUUUCUAUUCAUCCAUGACCAUCCAGUUGGCUGUGGUGUCCAGCUGCACAUCAGGGACCGGAACGGGUGCAGUGGGUCCUCUUCUCCUCUUUUCUUCAUACUCCCCAGCACUUGUGGAACUAAGAUGACCUCUCUUACGCUCCCGAUUCUUGCCACUUUUGCACAAGCUUUCUGCGAUAUACGUCUUGAACACGUAAUGCUUCAUCUUUUCGCCCCCCAUUGCUGCUGCAGUCUCUGUUGUAGAGCAGCCAGUUAGUCACAAUUGCCAUGUCGAUAAAGUGGAACAUCAGCCGAUGGUAUCACUUCUUCGACCUGAUUUUGUUGCGGUAAAGUGCAAUGAGAGAGGCCAGCAGGUCCACACCACCCAUAUUCUUAUUGUACUCUCUCACCACAGCAGGACAGAGGACUUGCCAUCCCACCUAUCAACCCCAGGGACUGGGUGUGCUCCAAUGUAAUUACUGAGAAGACUGACUGAAUGGUUAUCGUACCACUUCACAGCAUGCAAGGUGGUUUCUCCAAACAUGGCCGUCUUCUAUUCAAAAGAUGCACGUCCAGCUCUCCUCAACUCAGCCUCACACAUCAAGUUGACACCUGGUAGUCUGUUGCUAUGAACAGUACCAGUACAGUGAAUUCCUUGCUGAGCAAGUGUGAGUAUAAGAGGGACACUUGUGAACCAGUUGUCAAAGAACACCUUGUAGUUCUGCUGCUUGGGUAUUGGCGGGGCCAGGCAGAGGACAACAUUGCCACAUGCUCCUACAUCUGGCAGUUCAGGGGGUUGCAUACCUGAUCUCAAAAGUAUGCGCAGGACACCAUCAGAGCCAGCCAGGACAAGCAUCUUGUAGCCCCAUUUCUUUGGUUUUGCUGGCAGGUAUUGUUUGAGCCUAUUUCUUCCGUUGAAAGGGACCAUAUGCUCAGCUACAGCCAGCUUCUCACCCAUGGUGAUUGUAUGCAGCUUUGAGGUAAGAUGAGUGACCAGUGGUCGGAUUUUGUGGAGUGGAUCAACAUUUUCUCCUUGUCUCACUUCAUUGUUGUUGAAGUGCAGGGAUUUUUUGAUGAACUCCCAUCUGUUUGGUGCCAUGGUGUCAGCUACCUGGGAAACUCAGGUGGCUUUGUUCCAAAACACGCGUACCAGGUAAUCCAAACAACGACAUGUACACUACGUGUGCAUGUACGCUCCAGUGGUCUGCACAAAAUACCAAACAAAAUAUUUUUACUCAAGAGGAGACAUGAUCUUUAAAAGAGUUCCUUCUUUCCUAUAUGCUGCCUUAUAGUUAUUGGGCUGCUUUCAUCAAUUAAUUCAGGUCAAUGAUCCGCUUCGGUCUUCACAGACAGCCUGUCUAACCCUCUGGAUCAGUGCAGGACACUUCUAUUGGGGAUCUACCACUUCACAUUUCUGUCCUAACCCCAUUAGGAUUACCCCAUUAAACAACCUCUGUAGAAACUGAGGGCUGCAGGAGGUCUCGCUCGUGCAUUUCAACAAUGCUGCCAUAGAAAGUUUUGAGAUUGUGCAUGCCUGACAUGAAAUGACAUGAAAGCCAGAUAAAUGCACAGAUUGUGACUAAUUCCAGUCAUUUGCCUCCUCUGUUCAUUUUGUCCACCAGCACUAAAUGCAAAUACUUGGCAUUUCUUUCCUGGUUUUAAGAGUUUCAUCAGGGCUGUGCUCACUGCUUCCUUGUGUGACAUUAUUGAAAAACCUGCAGUAAAUCUGGCAGGAUAUCAGGAAGCGAGCCAUGAACCUUCACAAGUCUGGUUCCUCCAUGGGUACAAUUUCAAGAUACCUGAAGGCUCCAAGUUUAUCUGUUCAGUGAUACGAUCACCGGGAUAUGAGUUCUAUACUUAAAUGGGCUGAAAUGCCGCUCAGGGAGGAAGAAGCCAUUACUCUAGAACCAGCAUAAAAAAAGACAUAUUACAGUUUGAAAAUGUACUUAGAGGAUGAGCGCUUUACUUUUUGGACACAUAGCCUUUAGUUUGAUGAAACUAAAAUCUCUCAAGUAAUAGGUGCCAAAAUUGACAAAGACCCCUGGAUAGGUGUUGAAAUGUACCAGUUGUCUCCAAUUUAAGCCUUUGCUGUUGCAACGACCCAGACUGAUGAGAAUUUGCACAGCCAUAAAAUUGAAGUAUCUUUAUAUGUCAAAGAAAAAGGGUGUGGUUUGCAAACUUGAGAACACCAUCCCAAUUGUGAAGUACGUGAGUGGCAGCAUGAUGUUUUGUGGCUCAGCCUCUGUGAAGUUCACCAUUCCCUCGUGCGGCUUUGGCCACAGGUACAACUGGUGCAACUCGCAGAACAGAUGGCAACGAGGAAAGAAAAGUGCAUUAUGUGAAAAUACUGAAGCCACAGCUCAAGACCUUUGAUAUGACAGAAAAGCUUUGGCACAGAUGCAUCUUCAGAAAAGACAAUGACUCCCCAGGACACCACCAGUUUAGUUGCAAAGUGUGUGAAGGACAACAAUGUUUUAAAGGCGAUCAUAAAGCCCUGAUCUCAGUGUCUGAAAGUUUAAAAGGUGGAGCUGACAAUUUCACUUUUGAAGUACACGUGACAGGGCCUACAAAUGAGGAAGUAGCCUAUUAACAAUUUGCGGUAUGUCUUGAAAGUAUGUCUUAAUGGCUUUAAACUGCAGGUGUUUUUUUUUUUUUUUUUUACACUGGAUAUUAGUGGCUGUCAGGUCGUUCCUGUUCACAGUGACUGCUGAUCUGUACACGUCCGUGUCCCCCACUGUUCUGUUGAGCAUGCCACGCACUGUGGCUGUACUUAACCCCAAACAAUCUAUGGAUGCACGUUUUCAAACUGAACCCAUACCUGGGGGGACGGGAGUGGGCUGCCGCUCAGUGGGUGAAGUAGCCAUCUUGCCAAUGGAAGGCUGUGGGUUCCAUUUCAGCUUGACAUGUCAGUGUGCCUCUGGACAAGGCACUUAACUUCAAGCUGCCUACAGAUCUGUUUAUCAGUGUAUGAAUGUGUAUUUGUUAAUGAGUGCGAUUGGGUGAACAUGGCCCUUUGGGAAGAGAAGUGCAACAUAAAUUCAGUCCAUUCACCAUUCCUAAAUAACUCAAUAACUAAAUUUUUUUCAGGUCUGAAUACCCUGGCAUCGACACAAUCACACCUUUACUGCUUCCACAUUCUCUUUAUCAGGAAGUUGAUAACUAUUAACACAUUUUUCUAUCUCCCACUGCAGAGGAAAAAGAAAAAAUACCCAUGCAGACAUGUCCAAACACUAUUUAGCUGAGGAAUGCUUUGAUUAUAUAGCCAUAGCUCAAGCGUCUGUAAACAAAUGGCAAACAGCCAACUCAUGGAGCAACAACAUAUAUGGAAAAAGUAGUUCCUUGCAAAUUAAACGUUGUGGUUUAGAUUCCCGCCUCCUCCCGUUAUGUCGAUGUGCCCCUGGGUAAGGCAUGUCAACAUUUGUGUUGGGUUUGUUUGUGAGUGCGAUUGGGUAAAUGUGGCUCCAGUGUAAAGCACUUUGAGUGGUCGCUACGACUAGCAAAGUGCUUUUCAUAACUGGAUAUUUGGGUACCAUAGUCCGGAUGCAACAAGUCACCUGAAGCCUUAAAGUCAGGUUUAACCAAAGUUUUGAUUAGAUUUAAGAUUGCCAUUGCAGGUGUUUAAAGUCCAAGGCAACGACAUGCAGAUUUCAUCCAACCAGAAAGGCUUAAGCAUUGGUAAAAACUGGAGGGACGCUAGGCCUGGUGUUGUUCACGCAUCUCCAUCUUGGUUGCAUAAAACAUGUUGUCAGAUUUGAACCGCUAAUUGUCGCCUUUCUGUUUGUAUGUGUGUAAUUUAUUUGCUAAAACUGUCUUUUUUUCCUGUUUUUUAUUUUAUUUUAUCUUUGCUGUUAUAUUUUAUUUAUCUGCUUAGCAACUGCAAUAAACGUGUUAAAGUUGACAAAA